AUGAGCGCAUUUGUGCGAGUAUCUGGCCGUCCGAACACGAACUUUCUGGUCGGGUAUCCGGGUAUCUCUGCCACGCUGCCUCGCAUUGAAGGCACUGUCGAAAUACGUCCGGGCGCUGGAAUCACAAGUCCCGUCAACAUCUCCAUCGUAACCAUCUGCCUGCAAAGGCGAGAGAGCAUUCAUCCCCAUGCCGAUUCAGUCACCAAGAAACACCUGGCCGCGCCCAGGAAGGAGGCGACGGAAACGGUGGGGAAAGAGAUGCUGUUGUUCCGGUGUCCUGCCAACCGAGAAUACGAAGAGAUCAUGUACAUGGACCUGCCGUUCGUGAUCUUCAUCCCCUUUGGACGAGGAGGACAGGAGACCGCGAGAAGAGUACCGCCUGCAAGCCUACAACUACCGCGGAGGACGGCCGAGACAUACUACGAGAUGGUGGUGACAGUUGGAUAUGGAGGCACAGAUCGCAAGACGUUUGCAUUUCCCGUACCUAUCUCGCGAUACGACACCCUUUCGACAUUCGGCAUGUACAAUCGCCCCGAAGCCGCGGAACGAGUCUCCGACCAUUUGGUGACCUUGGGCAUCUCGUUACCACGAUGGUCGUACGGGCCGCUUGACCCUGUCAGCGUGUACAUCAAGUUAUCGCCGAAUCCAGAUUGGUUGAGUAAAGCGCGGAAAGUGACCAUCAAGAAGCUCGAAAUAGGCAUCGACGAGGAGGUCAUCUACAACCACGAAGGCGACGAACCGCAAAGGAAGACGAAAAGCCUAGUCAAGAAGGUUGAGAACGUGGGCAUAAAGAUGCCCGAGGCCGGGUAUUUCACCAAUCUAGGCCUUGUUUUCCCUUCCAGUGAUCUGCGCGACUCGGAUGGGAUCAUGCCGCGAGGGAGACCGGCGUUUCCUACAUAUUCGGUCACGGGGUUCACGACAACGGCAGGGCUGUACAAGGUCGAAUAUUACCUGACCAUCAAGGCCUCUAUGGCAGGUGCAAAAGACAUCAUCCUGAAACAACCCAUCGUCGUCUGUCCACUCGACCAUGCCGCAUGCAAAGCCGAAAUGGAAGCCAUUGAACAGGCCGCUAGAGACGCCUCACAUGUGAAUGCCGAAAACCCCAUGCUCCCACUGGCCACGAUCAUAAGGGCUUCAGAUCCGAACGCGUUGAGUUGUCUAGGGGUUGCACUGGUGGGAGCCGCCAAGAAGCCACUAAUUGAUUGA
This is a messenger RNA of Cladophialophora yegresii CBS 114405, 1206 nucleotides long. RefSeq lists its product as uncharacterized. The record is from RefSeq and is a predicted model, not a curated record. Bases 1 to 1206 code for a protein of 401 amino acids. Gene Ontology annotation, cellular component: division septum. The transcript has 3 exons. Lineage: Eukaryota; Fungi; Ascomycota; Eurotiomycetes; Chaetothyriales; Herpotrichiellaceae. Gene Ontology annotation, biological process: division septum assembly.